This is a messenger RNA of Mya arenaria, 1495 nucleotides long. RefSeq names its product interferon-induced protein 44-like. NCBI's taxonomy places the organism in Eukaryota, Metazoa, Mollusca, Bivalvia, Myida, Myidae. The record is from RefSeq and is a predicted model, not a curated record. The transcript has 9 exons. Bases 65 to 1495 code for a protein of 476 amino acids.
UACAUUUUAUUUGUGGAACAUCAAACAGAUAAAUACCUCAACUUACACACCAUAUAAGUGCAACAUGGCUGGCCAGCUGACGGACGCUUAUAUGGACCAGCUAGAGACGUGGAUAGGAACAGGGCCAAAAACCUUCACCCUACUGUACAAGAUAACUAGGGAUGGGUGUGAUGCCACCAUCUUCCACCAACAGUGCGACAACCAGGGCCCGACUGUCACUGUACUGUAUAACACCAGUGACUCUGUGUUUGGAGGCUACGCGGGUCAGAGCUGGCAUAGUCGGAAAGCAUGGAUUAAUGAUAACACAACCUUUUUGUACCAGCUUCGGUUUUCUGGUAAUGAGAAAACAAAUAAAUUUCCUUUUCAAGGUAGUAAAGCAAGUAAUGCCUUGUUUGGACAUACCACUUACGGACCAACGUUUGGAGGAGGUCAUGAUCUUCACGCAUUCGCUGGAAAAAUAUCUAACAAUAGCGGAACCUUUGCACUGAACGGACAUAUGACAUUUCACUCAUACGACAGCCAGGAGCUGACCACUGACCAGAUCAACAACGGGCACAUGGACGUCACAGAGUUGGAGGUCUACAAAGUGACAGCUGGAGAGCGCCACAAGCGCCCUGUGAAAUCGUGGCCAAAUGCUCCCGAGCUCAACGACAAGCUCCUCGACCAACUGAAAGAGGAAAUCGCCACAUUCAAGCCUCCGAGUGACCUAGACUUGAUCAACAUCCGAGUCCUCCUUCUGGGUCCCGUGGGCUCCGGCAAGUCAAGCUUCUACAACACAGUGGACUCUGUAUUCCGGGGACGCAUUUCACAGAGGGCGCGGUGUGGCACUUCAGCUCAAGGCAUCACUACAGCGUACAAGCCGUACACGGUGAGCAAACAGAGCGGUCCCCGACUCCAAUUCCAGUUAUGUGACACGCGCGGUCUUGAGGUCAACCAGGGGCUUGACCUGCUCGUGUGCAACUUCCUGUUGGACGGUCACGUGCCUGAACACUACGAGUUCAACCCGGCAACCCCUAUCACCCCUGAGAGCCCGGGGUUUAUACAGAAGCCCGGCCUUGCUGACAAAGUUCACUGUGUGUUAUUUGUCCUUGAGGCAAACACGGUUGACGAUUUGCCAACAAAACUCGUGGAAAAGAUGAACAGCUUCCAGAAACUGAUGAACAAGAAAGGUAGGUAUCCCCAGGCUGUCUUGCUGACAAAGGUGGAUGUAGCGUGUACAGAGGUCGCCGAAAACGUGUCAAGUGUCUUCCGGAACACACACGUCGAAAAAGUCGUGGACACAGUUGCCAAGCUUCUAGGGUUGCUCGAGGCGGCCACAAGCGCCUUGGCCCUGCUGGCGCUUCGACAGGCACUCAACAUCACAGAGGACUUUCUGGAGGACGUUCGUGAUAAGAGGGCCUCCACCAUGGCCGCUCAGGGAAGGGGUGCAAGCUUGGGAAGUGGGGGAGGCGAAGAAGAGAUGAUGGAGAUAGGGAGUGAUAGUGACAGUUUAUAG